AUGCUAGAGCCUGAGGAACUGGACGAAGCUUCUAAACGUCUACUUCACAGCGUGUUUCUUCCACGACAAUUAAAUGGUGUUGUGACUCGGAUCCACAGCCAACGACGUGUUCGGAGGACCGUGAUCCGUUCCCCACCAAACCCCGGCGCCACCAAUAAAGAUGGCAUAUACUUAGAAGUGCCGGAACCAAGGGAGGCUGAGUUUUUGGCUCUGUUACAAGAACAACUGGAGGUUAAUUUUGAAGCUGACACUUCCUUGUUGCAACAGGAACUGUUGGCUCAAGUCCCUCCACAGUCUCCCCAUGCCAAUGAGGUGGGCCACAUGCUCAGCGCAGAGCCUGUGCACAUCACUCUCAAUCCUGCCAAACCUCUCCCUUGUGUUCCGCAGUACCCUAUUUCUAAAGAAGCCGAGGAGGGCAUUCGACCUGUUAUUACUUCCCUCCUUAAACAAGGAAUCAUCAUCCUGACCCGUAGCACAUGCAACACUCCUAUCCUUCCUAUUAAAAAACCCGGUCGAGAUACUUAUCGCUUUGUACAAGACCUUCGUGCUGUCAAUGCUGCAGUCCUACCUACUUCACCUGUUGUUCCCAACCCAGCCACUAUAUUAUCCUGUAUUCCUGCUACUGAUACUCACUUUACUGUAAUAGACCUCUGUUCUGCCUUCUUUUCUAUUCCUAUUCACCCUGAUACAGUACAAAGACAUCUGUUCAAAUCCCGAAUUAACGCCAUCCUCCAAGUCCCUAAACCAACUACCCUGAAACAAAUGAGAGGAGUUUUAGGGAUGGCUGGGUAUUGCAGGCAAUGGAUUAUGAGUUAUGCCUCCAUUGUCAAACUUCUACAGGCCCUUACCCUUAAUUCUACUCCCGAACCACUACCUUGGCUUCCAGAAGCCGAACAAGACUUUAUUCAGACCAAUCAAGCCCUCGCCAGAGCACCCACUUUAGGACUUCCUGAUUACAAGAAACCCUUUACCCUGUAUUGCGAUGAACGAGAUGGCAUUGCCCUAGGGGUGCUCACUCAGCUUCACAGUGACAGGCAACGCCCCAUUGCCUAUUAUAGCUCUGUCUUAAACCCUGUUGCAGCAGGACUUCCGCCCUGUCUCCGAUCUAUAGCUGCUGCUGCUCUACUUGUUGAAAAGGCUGAUUCCUUGGUUCUUGAACACCCAUUAACUGUUGCUGUUCCCCAUGCUGUUAUGGCCCUGCUCCUGAAAGGCAAAACACAACAUAUUUCUAACUCCCGACUUACCAAAUAUGAAAAGCUGCUUCUUUCAGCUGCCAGUGUAAUUUUAACACGCUGCUCUAUCCUGAAUCCUGCUUCCCUACUUCCUACCCCAUCAGACGGAGAACCUCAUGAUUGCCUAACUGUAACUACCCAGCUUUUGACCCCUCGUAUCGAUCUUAAAGAUACACCACUACAGAACCCAGAUCUCCUGCUAUAUGUAGAUGGCUCCUGCCUUAGAAACUCCAAGGGACAGCUCACUGCUGGCUAUGCAGUCUGUGAUCAACACCAAGUUUAAGAAGCUUACCAGU
Molecule: messenger RNA, 1528 nt
Organism: Alligator sinensis (Chinese alligator)
Lineage: Eukaryota; Metazoa; Chordata; Crocodylia; Alligatoridae
Exons: 4
Coding region: 1-1515 (504 amino acids)
Molecular function (GO): nucleic acid binding
Source: RefSeq, a predicted model, not a curated record